AUGAACUUGUCGAAAACGCCUCUCAAGAUUAUUCGGAUUAGUUCCCUCGAGGAAGCUUACAGACUCGUCGACCUGGCUUGCGAAACCUUUGCAGACGAUCCUCUCUACGCUCUUGUGCUCCCAAAGCGCCUGGAACAGCCUGAAUGCUUCCGAGAGGCUUGGUCAACAAACUUCCUCGAAGAGUAUGGGAAGAAGGGGUCAGUUAUACUGGCGGCCAAGAGGGAAAGUGAUGGCGAAUUCGUCGCUUUUGCCGUUUGGGCGCGUUAUGGGACGAGCUAUGUCGCUCAGAGCUGGCAAGGAGAUACCUGGGACAAGAAACUCAUGAGACUUAAGAUGACACUGGGGAAUUUCUACGGAUCUAUUACUGGCGGUCCCGAUCCCAACCUUGUUUCAACAGAUGCUAUGAGCUUCCUAGUUGCUAGCGCAAAAGAGGCCGAGAAACUCUACCCUGCCGAGCGUUGGGGUCUUUCCUGGUUGGGAGUGUCGCCGAAAUGUCAACGGACCGGUAUUGGAAGACGUCUGGCACAAUGGGGUAUCGAUCGUUCUGAAGAGGAAGGGGUUCCUGCAGUGCUUGUCUCUAGCGAGUCAGGUAGACGGCUUUACGAGAAACUAGGAUUCAGGGAGAUCGGUCGAGCUGCUUAUGAUAAGGAUGGGAAUACUCAGCCGGUGAUGUUGCGGCCGGUGGAUGAUAAGGGGGGCGACACAGAGGGGGGAGAACAGUAG
Messenger RNA from Fusarium poae, 723 nucleotides. RefSeq lists its product as uncharacterized. The record is from RefSeq and is a predicted model, not a curated record. Gene Ontology annotation, molecular function: acyltransferase activity, transferring groups other than amino-acyl groups. Lineage: Eukaryota; Fungi; Ascomycota; Sordariomycetes; Hypocreales; Nectriaceae. The coding region runs from base 1 to 723 and encodes 240 amino acids. The transcript has 2 exons.